UCGCAUUAUAACAGUUACAGAGUAUUCUACAAUUUCUGGAGUGGAAAUGUGGGCAGGUACUGAUUGAUCUUGUGUUCUUAUUUGCCUGUGAGAAGCAGCGAAAGUGCGAGGAGCCUCUCUUUGACCAACGUAAACUGCACCGUUCACGAUCUCACCCGUGCAGCUGCGAUCCCGAGUAUAGCCCAGCGCACCCUGCUAUCCGAUCAGUGGUCAUGGAGGCCGUAGAGGUCGGCGAUCUGACGAAACUGCUCAGCGAAACGGACACCCUCGGAGUGAAAAUGCAGCAAGACCGCUGCGCUGUAUGCUUCGAAGUUGCAUCCGGUUUGAGUUGCGGAGUGUUGACGUGCGUACCUUGCAAACUUUUCUUUCUAGCCAACUGGAAAAAAACGACUUUAGAAUGUAAAAAAAGCGGUCGGUGUGCGGUCGAAAAUGUUUCCCGCAAGACGUGCAGCAAAUGUCGUUUGGAAAAAUGUCGUGCAGUCGGCAUGGAUAUUAGGAAAUCCUCAAAGCAUCCAGACCGCGCCCGGUUGGAAGCGGAGCUUUUAGAACUUCGCAACCACAGAACUCCUAAUCCUUUCGCAAAGAAAGCUGUCAGAGCCGUUGUUCGAAACGCCCAAAGUGUGGAUGACUUGGAAAAAUUACUCGUUGCGGUGAAGAAGGAAAAUUUUGAGGAAACUGAAUGUGUGCCGUUCGCGCAUAAAGUUAUCAAGGUUAACGAAAACGAAGUCUUGAGUCAUGUUCUGACCGCACGGAUAUUUCGAUGGAAUCGCGUAACAGCAAACAACGUCUCUUCUUCACACAAGUGCACGGUGGAUACCGGUUCCGUUUGCAUUAAUCCUUACCAUUAUCGUAAAGCUGAAAUGGCGGAUCCGGUUGGGAGCGUCUGCGUUGUGACGGGUUGCAGCAAUUACACAAAAAAAAAUCCCAGCCCGGGAUUUUUCCGUUUGCCGGACAGAACUACAGACGAAGAGCGCUAUUUGCAGUUUUUCUCCCUGUGUGCUCGUCAAGAUUUGGAUAAGACGGGAUUCACCAAACACCACCGCAUUUGUGGAAAGCAUUUUCUUGAGUCUGAUUUUAAUACAAUAGGAAAACGGCGGAUGCUUAAGAAAACGGCGAUGCCAACACAGUUUAUGCCUAAGCCAAUCAAUAUCGCUCCUUUGAGAAGAGAUGUUGUCCGUUUGAGCUUUGAAGAAACCGAGGCAAAGAAAAGCUGGGAUUUUGGAAGUUAA
Paramacrobiotus metropolitanus is the source of this 1229-nucleotide messenger RNA. RefSeq lists its product as uncharacterized. Bases 213 to 1229 code for a protein of 338 amino acids. Gene Ontology annotation, molecular function: RNA polymerase II cis-regulatory region sequence-specific DNA binding; nuclear receptor activity; zinc ion binding. Gene Ontology annotation, biological process: negative regulation of transcription by RNA polymerase II; transforming growth factor beta receptor signaling pathway; positive regulation of transcription by RNA polymerase II. Gene Ontology annotation, cellular component: transcription regulator complex. NCBI's taxonomy places the organism in Eukaryota, Metazoa, Tardigrada, Eutardigrada, Parachela, Macrobiotidae. The record is from RefSeq and is a predicted model, not a curated record. The transcript is spliced from 5 exons.